AUGCAAAUUUUUGUAUUUGGAAUUGGCAUGUCAUUACGUCAAAAUCUUAGUAAAGGUAGAUCUGGGUUUAAAUCAUCACUAAUUCAUGAACAUAAUUCAAAACAUAUAUUAUUUGUUUCAACUAUAGAUAAUGAUUUAAACUAUCUUCUAGAAAUUUACCAAGAAUUUCAACUAAUAAAAUGUAUUAAGGGACGAACUCCUGAUGAAGUUUGGUAUCCAAUUAGUAUAAAAAAUUUUACCAGCACACAACUUUUUGGUUUAGAUAAUUCAACAACUCAACUAUAUAUUAAUCAACAUAAAUUCUUUAUUAAUUGGGCCCAAAAUGAAAAUGAAACAAUAGAGCUAGUUACUAGCUUACAAAAAAUCUACCUAACACAUUACCAGUUUAGUGAAAGAGAAUUUAGUGUUUGGAAAACCUUAAUACGAGCACAGAUGGAUUUAAUAUUACUCUAUAGCUAUCCGACGAAUCAGAG
Messenger RNA from Scutellospora calospora, 473 nucleotides. NCBI's taxonomy places the organism in Eukaryota, Fungi, Glomeromycota, Glomeromycetes, Diversisporales, Gigasporaceae. The record is from the annotation of a GenBank genome assembly.